GCAGGUUUGAUGUCAAAAGGAUGCGCCGCGCAGCUGUUCUGUUGUGAUUCGGCUGAAGAAAGGACAAACACAGAAAACUCCUGGGGAAGCAACUGAGAUCCUUGUGACACUAUUAUAAAGAUGGCGUUUAUUAAAGUGGAGAGUGAAGACAUGAAGAUUGAAGAAGUAUUCAGUUUGAAACAAGAAGAUACUGAGGAACAAACAAAGAUGGCGUUUAUUAAAGAGGAGAGUGAAGACCUGAAGAUAGAAGAAACAUUCAGAGUGAAAAAAGAAGAAACUGAGGAACAAACAGACCUGAUGGUGCUAAAAGAGGAGAUUCAAGAUCUGAAUGAAACAGAAGAGAAACAUCAGUAUGAGAAACAUGAUUUCACAAGUUGCUCACAGACUGAAAAGACUUCAUCAGAAAGAGCUCAAAAUACAACAAAAAUAAGUUAUUUCACCUGCCAACAGUGUGGGAGGAGUUUCACUCAAAAAGGACAUCUUAAAACUCACAUGAGAAUUCACACUGGAGAGAAGCCUUACACAUGUCAACAGUGUGGAAAGAGUUUCACACAUCAAGGAACCCUUUAUACCCACAUGAAAGUUCACACUGGAGAGAGCUCUUACACCUGCAAAAUCUGUGGAAAAACCUUGAAUCGAAAAGGAAAUCUUAAGACUCACAUGAGAACUCACACCGGAGAGAAACCUUUCACAUGUGAUCAGUGUGGAAAAUGUUUCACACGUAAAGAAAGCCUUAAUAACCAUGUGAGGAUUCACAUAAAAGAGAGCGGUUGUAUAUGCCAUCAGUGUGGAAUGAGUUUCACAGACAUGAAACAACUAAAGACACAUGUAAUAACUCACACCGGAGAGAAGCCUUACAUGUGCCAUCACUGUGGAAUGAGCUGUGCAAACAACACAAACCUUAAAGUCCAUGUGAGAAUUCAUACUGGAGAGAAGCCUUACAGCUGCCAACAGUGUGGAAAGAGCUUCACUAGAAAAGAGUGUCUUAAAGCCCACAUGAGAGUUCACACUGGAGAGAAGCCUUAUGCCUGCAAAGUGUGUGGAAAGAGUUUCACAAAUAAAGGAACCCGUUAUAGCCACAUGAAAGUUCACAAUGGAGGGAAGCGUUUCACGUAUCUUUAGUGCGAGAAGAGUUUCACACAUCAAAUAGAUAUGAAAAGUCAUUUGCAAACAUUCUGGCAAGACAUUGCAGUGUUCUAAAUGUAGAAAGAGGUAUUUCUGUCAACAUUUACUGAUGUUGUUCCAAACCUGUAAGAUAUUUUUGAUGAAAUCUGAGAGCUUUCUGUCCCUCCAUUGACUGCUACAUAACUACCACUUUGAUACCUCAUAAAUAGAUUGUGAUCCAUUUGAAUUGAGUGGUUUAGUCUAAAUUUUAUGAAGAGACUUAAUUGCUUUAUAUGAUGAACAGCUUGAAUUUGGGCUUUUAUUUAGUGCAGUCUAUUUCAGCUUUUCCCCUCCGUUUGGUAUAAAACACUUUGUGGUCAUCCAGUUUGAAAUGUUGACUACAAACACAAUGGUUUUUCAGAUUGUCUGCUGCGUCAUUCUCUUUGUAUUUACGAUUCUUAGCAGCCUUUAGCCGUUGCUACAAUGCUCUGGAUCCUUUAAACUGAAAGUAACUCACUUUCACUAAACAUUUACUCUUUGAAUUUUUUCACUUGGGAACAAUAUGAGUCAACACCAUUAUGACUGAAAGUUUGCUAAGAAGUGUUUCCUACUAAAGCAAGGUGGUAUUUGACUCUGGUAAGUGUAUCCAGAGCAGACUGGUAGGAGUGGCCUUCGAUGGAAACAUGCCCAGUGCAUUAUGGGUGUUGAAGUUUUCCUACCUUUUUGGCAAAUCGGAAGAUAGCAGCAAUUAUUUCUGUUAUCUUUAGACAGGUAGCACUGAUUAAAAAAAAAAAAAAAAUCCACCUUUCUACUGUAUAGGCAGCCACAUUUAAUGAAAAGCCCAUUUUACCAAUGGUGAAGUACCCCUUUAGGAUUAACUCUGCCAACAGUUUCUGUGAUCUGAAUCUUCUUAUUGAUUUCAUUGUAUUUUUUUCAUUGGAUGGGAAAACAGUGGAGAAGGCAGUUGGCGAAUCCACCAAUUCAUGAACAACUGGAAUCACACUCCAGUUGUUUGUGAAUUGGGCUAAACUGGUUGCACUGUGUGUUUCUGACUCACCAAGAAGAGGUUCAUAAUAGUAAUUUGUUAAUGAAGCGGACUAUACUGAGUGCACUACAUGCGUGUGCAGCUCACAAGGACAACUUACAGUUGUUAUUAUAUUAUUUUAUACAUUAUUUUACGCUACAUUGUCAUCACAUUGAAGCUCCGCUGCUGAAAAAUGGUAAAGGAAACACUACUUGCAUUUAUAUUUUAUACUGGAAUAAUUUUGGGGUGGCAAUGCUUUUUCUUAGGGUGGCAGUUUCCAUCCUGGUAGAUUCACCCCUGGCUGCAAGAUUUGCUUUAUUUCAUAUCAUUGACCAUUACACUACAUUUGUCUUACCUGUACCUUAUAGUAAAGAGCAUGCUUAGCUGAGACUCGAGCUAAUUUGUUACAAUUGUGUGUAUGCUGACAUCUCAGUGGGAUCAGUACUUUCUAAUCUAUAGGCUGAAUUAUAAAGACUUAAGAAAAGUGUCAAAACACACCAAAACAUGUUGCCCCUCACAUCCUCCAGACAGUGAACGUGCCUGGGAUUCUACCUGACAGAGAAGACCAUAUCACCUGUAUGUCAAAGCCGCUAAAGGUUUUAUUCAACAUAGUCUAUAUUCCAGUUCACAGGAUACUUGAUGUCAGAUUCUUUGGACUCGAACACAAAACAUUUUUUACUGAUAUGGGUAUAGUUAAAUUAGAUUGUGCUUAACUUAUUUGUUAUUAUUUGAGAAAUGUUAUUUUAGUUCUAAUCCAACCCAUAGAUGGUGUGUGUGUAGUGCAAAAAGAACAAAUAAGCAUUUCACUUAAAAUAAAGACCCCCUUGAUUUAUAA
Molecule: messenger RNA, 2963 nt
Organism: Ctenopharyngodon idella (grass carp)
Lineage: Eukaryota; Metazoa; Chordata; Actinopteri; Cypriniformes; Xenocyprididae
Product: gastrula zinc finger protein XlCGF8.2DB-like
Exons: 3
Coding region: 121-1122 (333 amino acids)
Biological process (GO): regulation of DNA-templated transcription
Molecular function (GO): DNA-binding transcription factor activity, RNA polymerase II-specific; RNA polymerase II cis-regulatory region sequence-specific DNA binding
Source: RefSeq, a predicted model, not a curated record